CCACUAACUUGCGGUCUCGCUCGUUGUCUGGAACCGGACGCUCGCUGGUUGGAUCAUGGCUCAAACUGAACCGGAAUGAGGAUUACUUCCUGCUCUACUCACACCUGACUUACGUGACGCUGCCACUGCACCGCAUCACUACAGAUUGACGUAUCAGCUAUUGCAAGCAUGGAUGAUAACAGCUUGGCCACCUACAUUCCCAUCUAUGGUGACAGGAUUGCCACACGGAGAUUCUGCUCAGAGUACCAAAGAAAAGGUGAGAGAGAUGUGCAGCGACAGACACUGCUUCAAAAACUCAGAAGAAAGAUGGGAAUUGACAAAAAUCAAGAGGAGUCGGACCAAGAAGAAUCAUAUUCAACUCGUAAACACUCUAAAGCCUAUUUAAGGAAUAACAAGCUGGCUGUGAGAAAGACAAGAAAGGUUGAGUUAGGAUGGAUACAUGAAGGCAAGCAACAACGCAAGAAAAAUGGAGGAGGAACGAGGAGAGUGGAUGUGCCAAAAGAAGCCAAAAAAUCUGAUAUUUUAAGCAUUGCAAAGGAGCUGUUUUUUCCAAAUGGACAAUCUAAAAAGGGAAAACUGGAAGAUUUCACUUGUAAUAUUUUAGAUUAUCAAGAGGAUGACAUUUUAGAAGAAGACAUGACAGUAGGAGAACUUUAUUCCCUGCUGAAAAUGGGAAUUUUAAGAUUUUAUCUUUGCACAAAGGAACGGAAAGAACUGACAAUCACAGAACUCAUCAAUGUGCCAGAUGAAAGAGUGGAGAACGAUGAACCAGAAGAAAAAAACAACUUCUCAGAGUCAUCUAACUCCUCUGAGGUUAUGGUAGGACCUUACACCGGUGAACCUCAGGCAUGGCAACUUGCCGCCACUCUGGCCCUUUCAUCAGAUGAUGAAGGGGAAUCUGUGUGUUUUAAUCUACCAUCAACUUCCCAGAACUUUGUGAGUCCUGUAAACCAGUCUUUCUCAAACAACUCUGCACCAUCUACAUCUACUCCCACUGAGAAUCCUGCACCUCCUGAUAUGGGCCCAGUAUUUGUUUUGUCCAAUCUGUCAAAUGAUGAAGGAAACUUUGUGAUUCUUGGUCAACCAUCAUCUGCCCAUAACCUGGCAAAUCCAAACAGUCAGCCUUUAACAAUCAGUACACUGCCAUCUACUUCCAGUCUAACAGAGCAACCUACACAUACAUUUAUGCUACCUGCACCUAAUGUCAGUUCUUCAGUUAGCGAAGCACACAGGAACACUGAGCAGUCUGGAUUUGAAGUUGUUAAUGUCAGCAUUAUACUUCAUAGGACAAAGCUUAUGGAUGAACUAAUCACACAGUUCAAAGAUCCCAACAUACUCACCUACCCUUUGAAAUUUACUUUCAUAGAUGAGAAGGGAGCAGAUGCUGAUGGCAUUUCCAGAGAUGUCUAUUCAGCUUUCUGGACAGAGUUUUUGGAUUGUCUUGCUGAAGGGCAGGACAUGAGAGUUCCAUUACUUACACCAAAGUGGCAGGAAGAAGAAUGGAAAUCAGUUGGACGCAUUCUUGUUAAGGGUUUUCAGGAUCAUGGCUAUUUUCCUUGCCGUCUUGCUCCAGCUUUCACAGUGGCGUUGGUUUUUGGGGAACACUCAGUGUCACCUGACUUACUGUUUGAGUCUCUCCUCUCUUACAUCAGUCCAGAAGAAAGGGAUCUUGUGAACAAGGCUUUACUGGAUGAUCUUCUCGGUGAUGAACAUGAUGAACUGAUUGACCUAUUAGAUCGUAUGGGUGCUAAAUCAAUUCCAACAAGAGAAAACUUGAAAGCUGAGCUUUUAAAUGUUGCACAUAAGCUUAUCAUUCAACAGCCAAAGUAUGCUCUUGAUAAAAUGUCACAAGUUGCAAGAACAACAUUUGCACAUGCCUUCAGAAGCCAACUGAAUAUUGUAGAAAUGUAUGAGAACAUGAAACCUACAGCGAGAAAGGUUCUUAAGUUAUUUGAAGCGAGUCCUGCUACACAAGCUGAGAGCCAGAGUCUGAGGUACUUACAGCAGUAUGUGAGAGGACUGGAUCAGGCAGGCCUCAGAAAGUUUCUGCGAUUUACCACUGGCUCAGAUGUGCUUUGUAUUAAAAACAUUGAAGUUCUCUUCACAUCUUUAGAUGGAGUAGCACGACGGCCUGUUGCGCAUACAUGUGGUCCAGUCUUGGAGCUACCUUGGACUUACCUGUCUUUCCCAGAGCUGCGUGUGGAGUUUGACAGCAUACUGAGCAGCCAAAGGUGCUUUGACAUGGACAUUGUGUGAGACUGAAGAUAAAUAUCAUGUUAAGAUCUUUUCCAUGCCAAAAAGGCAAAUUUUUAAUGGAAAAAAUGUGCACCAACAUAUCUAAAAUGUUUUGAUUCAGGUGUUAUCAGUAUGCUACGAAGUUCAAAAGGAAAAUUUGCAUUUCACUCAGGAAAAUAAAGGCAAGAUUAUGUCAGGAACACAAACAAAGGCAAUGCACAACUAUAGCAUGAAUACGUUUUUCUUAUUGCUGCCAGAAAGUUAAAAAAAAUAAUAACACAUAAAUAACUAGUUUAAGGGGUCAUAUUGCAGUAGAUCUUAAGAUUUUUUUUGAGUUAAACAAUAUAAAACAUGCUGUAAAUCUCAGUUAUUUUUAUGUCAUGUUUUUGGAAAGAGCAUAAUUUUUCUUUUAUAUUCCUUUCUGAGGUAAUGUAUUGAGCAUAAUGAAGUCCAGAUUCACAUUAGACUUACUUUAAAAUUGUUUUUGAUGUGUAUUUAAGUUU
Nothobranchius furzeri (turquoise killifish) is the source of this 2738-nucleotide messenger RNA. The record is from RefSeq and is a predicted model, not a curated record. Lineage: Eukaryota; Metazoa; Chordata; Actinopteri; Cyprinodontiformes; Nothobranchiidae.